Molecule: messenger RNA, 243 nt
Organism: Blumeria graminis f. sp. triticale
Lineage: Eukaryota; Fungi; Ascomycota; Leotiomycetes; Helotiales; Erysiphaceae
Source: the annotation of a GenBank genome assembly
AUGCUUCCAGAAUCCGAACCAAGACCCGACCGCGAAACAAGCAAAGCACAAGCGCGCCAAGUUAUUGAUGUCUUUCAUGAAAUUUCUUCAUUGCUGAAUGCCCAACUAGACCGACAAACUUUAUCUAUCUGCAUUUCUCUCAUUGAAAAUGGCGUGAACCCUGAAGCCUUGGCAUCGGUCGUGAAAGAGCUCCGACGUGAUGAUUCUAGGGCACAGCGAGAAACCACAUCUAAGCCUAAGUGA